AUGGGUAGGUCUAUCUCUGUUAGAGACGGUACAAAGCUAAAAAAAGUUGAAGAAAUUGUGAAAGCAGAGUACGGUUUGAACAAUCGGAUUGAUGCUGAGUUAAGUUACUGGACUGAUGAUAGAUUAACUAGGUAUAAUGGUUUAGAAGUGGCUCCGACUAUAAUUUGUGACAAUCACGGAUUUAUGGUUUUCUGUUCGCUACGAAAAGGGGACAAAUCUUUGAAUUUGUUUGUGACAUUUAGUGAGCGGGUGAACGGGGAGGUGAGAAUACUUGGGUCAGUUGAUGACACAAUUGUUGCAUCUCCAAGGUUGGGUUGGGGAGUAUUGGGAACACAGGCAGUGGAUAGAAUAUGA
This is a messenger RNA of Arabis nemorensis, 354 nucleotides long. Lineage: Eukaryota; Viridiplantae; Streptophyta; Magnoliopsida; Brassicales; Brassicaceae. The record is from the annotation of a GenBank genome assembly.